Molecule: messenger RNA, 2042 nt
Organism: Nerophis ophidion (straightnose pipefish)
Lineage: Eukaryota; Metazoa; Chordata; Actinopteri; Syngnathiformes; Syngnathidae
Product: mucolipin-3-like
Exons: 11
Coding region: 61-1797 (578 amino acids)
Cellular component (GO): plasma membrane; lysosomal membrane
Molecular function (GO): NAADP-sensitive calcium-release channel activity
Source: RefSeq, a predicted model, not a curated record
AAGCUUUGUCUUGACUCACUACUAAGUUCAGCGUUUGAUUCCGGGCUGGUCGUCAGCGUCAUGGACGAGUCUGAGCCCUUGCUGGCCGCCAGGUCGGACGAGCAAAGACCCGACCGCAAUGGCCGCCGCGGGUGGGGUCUCGGCGCUCCCGACAUGGACUCCGAGCUGGUGGACGACCUGAGACGCAGGCUCAAAUACUUCUUCAUGAACCCGUGCCAGAAGUACAAAGCCAGGGGUCGCAAACCCUGGAAGCUGAUGUUGCAAAUUCUGAAAAUCGUCAUCAUCACCGCCCAGCUGGUCUCCUUUGGACUGAGCAACGAGAUGAUGGUCACGUUUAAGGACGACAACUUGAUGACCUUCCGCAACAUCUUUCUCAAAGGAUACAAGGACCACCAGCGUGGAGGUCAGGUUCUGUACACAGAAGCAGACGUCUAUGAGCACAUUCGCUACGUCGUCGACAGAUACACCCGACUUCAGGACCUAACCAUUGGCAACUUGGCAUACGAGAGGACGGAGGGCAAGUACACGCCUCUGAUUGUCUGCCAGGAGUUCUACAGGAACAGCAACCUUGACCUCCAGAACCCCACCUUCUACAUCCAUACAGAUUGUUUUUCCAUCUAUCCUGUGCAGUCUUUGGACAACCUCAGUCUGGCUACACCUCUCAACUUCUCUUUGGACUUCAGGAGGCUGCUGUCAGUCGAUGUUUAUUUUACUCUGAAAAGCAUCAACCUGCAGACUGUCAGACACCAGCAGCUUCCAGACUGUUUCGUCUUCCAUGUGGUGAUCACCUUCAAUAACCGCGCUCACAGUGGCAACAUCAAGGUGGUCGUUAAGAAUGACGUCGCCAUCAACCAGUGCAGAGACUGGAUUGUGGAGGGAGCGUGCGGGCAGAAGGACUACUGGCUGCUCUUCUUGGACGCGGCCGUCAUCCUCGCCUGCUUGACCUCGCUGCUUCUCUGCCUGCGUUCUGUCAUCAAUGGCAUCCGGCUCCAGUUUGAGUUCAGCACCUUCUUCCACACCUACUACAACAAAAGGGUGAGAAUGUCGGAGCGCAUGGAGUUUGUGAACGGCUGGUACAUUCUCAUCAUCGUCAGCGACACGCUCACCAUCGCAGGUUCGGCCUUCAAGAUCGGAAUACAAACCAAGUUGUUGACGAGUUACGACGUGUGCAGCAUCCUCCUGGGCACCGCCACCAUGCUGGUCUGGGUGGGCGUGUUGCGUUACCUCGGCUUCUUCAAGAAAUAUAACGUAAGACCAGCAUAUAAGGAGAAAACAACAUCACAUUUGACCUUUUUAAUAUCUUUUUACCAGAUCCUAAUUUUGACUCUGAGGGCAACUUUUCCUAACGUGAUCCGCUUCUGCUGUUGUGCCGCCAUGAUCUACCUGGGCUACUGUUUCUGUGGCUGGAUCGUGCUCGGACCCUACCAUGACAAAUUCCGGACGCUGGACAAGGUGACAGAGUGCCUUUUCUCGCUCAUCAACGGAGACGACAUGUACGCCACCUUCAGGAAGAUGCGGACGGACGGCUACAUGGUGUGGCUCUUCUCCCGCCUCUACCUGUACUCUUUCAUCUCUCUCUUCAUCUACAUGGUGCUCAGCCUCUUCAUCGCUCUCAUCACUGACACCUACGAGACCAUCAAGCAUCACCAGCAGGAGAAGGUGGCCACGUCCCAGCUGCAGGCUUUCAUCGCUCAGUGCAGAGACCAGCCCAAGUCUGGAAGAUACAUGACUGACCAGGGAGCAGAAUCCUGCUGCCUCUUUUCUUCUCUUUCUUGGGGCUUUCGUGAAAAAAUAUAACCUCGGAUUUAUGAGAUUCCCUCCUCAGUCAUCUCAUGUGUUUAUGUUUUGGAUAUAAUGACUGCAAACAUACAUAAUACACCUCAACUACUGGCUAACUAUUUUGUUUGUCAACAAAAGAAACAAUCACUUUCCUAAAUGUAGUCUUUGGUGACGGACCCUUGACUCAGUCCCCGAGACCUCGUUGUUACAAUAUGAUUGUUACGUUGAUACUCCAUCAUAUUAAUACAUGUUGCAAAACCUGA